AUGAAAAAAGAAAUGAAAAAAUCUGGGAAGAGCUCUUCAGAUUUGAAAGAUAAAGGCAAAGAUGUAAAGCCUAAACAACCACAGCCACGACUAAAAAAAGAAGAGAAGUCAGAGCCACAAGUGAAAACAGAAGAAAAACUAGCAUCAUCUGAGAAAAACCAAACACGCAAACAGAACAUCACCAGACCAGAGCAAGUUAUUCCUCAUGGCAAACCAGAACAAAAGACUCCCAAGCAAAUAAAAGCUAUUACAGCAGAAAAGACAGAAAAAGCUGAACACCAGGAAAAAGCCCACCCAUCCAUAAAGACAGCGGGAACACCAGAAGUCACAGACUCAGGGAAGAAGAAAAUCAAAAAAUCUGAAAAAGAAAGUAAAGUUCCUGCAAGACAAGAAAAUCUUCAGGUGCACAAUGUGACGAAAGAAGACUCCAAAGAUGUACCACAUUCAAAAAAAGAUAAAGAAGUAACUGAUGAUGUAUCAUCACCAAAGAAGCAAAAAAGUCCCAUCAGUUUCUUCCAAUGUGUCUACUUGGAUGGGUACAACGGCUAUGGGUUUCAGUUUCCUGUCACUCCUGCCCAACAUCCUGGAGAGAACCCUGGCAAAUCAAACUCUCCAGGACAGAAGCAGCAAGAACAAUAG
Grammomys surdaster is the source of this 639-nucleotide messenger RNA. Its product is annotated as triadin-like. The record is from RefSeq and is a predicted model, not a curated record. The coding region runs from base 1 to 639 and encodes 212 amino acids. Lineage: Eukaryota; Metazoa; Chordata; Mammalia; Rodentia; Muridae. Gene Ontology annotation, molecular function: signaling receptor binding. Gene Ontology annotation, cellular component: sarcoplasmic reticulum; membrane. The transcript has 14 exons.